AUGGUCUUGCACAUCAAACAAGGCACUGCUCCAUACCUUGAGGAAGAGGAUGGUACCUGCAUCACAAAUGCAACUCUCAAGUCUAUCCACUGUAGGUGUCAUGCAGCUUGGGCCGAACUUGUGGUGAAGAAACUCGUGCCACCAACAUGGGUGAGGCUAUGCACCUCUGGCCAAACCUUGAUGUGGAGCAUCAUGGAGAUGGAGUUUCCUCUGUUAUGGCUUGACAUGGAUGGCUGGAAGUUGACCUUACUUUGUACAACUGACUAUCCCAACUGGCAGAAAUGCCACCUUGAUCAAGAUGGGAGCUGGAAGAACCCAGACAAGACUGCCACCAAACACAAGGCUAUGGACAACAACAACAACAACAGCAUGCACUCAGAUACCAAGCCUGUUAAGGUUGUACUCAAGGGAUAA
Molecule: messenger RNA, 414 nt
Organism: Suillus subaureus
Lineage: Eukaryota; Fungi; Basidiomycota; Agaricomycetes; Boletales; Suillaceae
Exons: 1
Coding region: 1-414 (137 amino acids)
Source: RefSeq, a predicted model, not a curated record